AUGUCGACACACCAAACCGUGCGUCGGUGGAUCAUGACGGGCGCUGUCGCUGCCAUUACCGUCACUGGAACUAUCUACGGCGCUGACCUGAAGGGGUAUCAGGAGGCCAAGCAGCAAAAGCGACAACUGCUCGAAGCUACCCCCGAGGAGCGAAUUGCCCAACUCGAAGCAGCCCGCGCCGAACUAGUACUCAAGAAGACCGAGAUGGAGAGGAAGAUUGCAGGAAUUAUGGAAAAGAAAAAGGCGAGAGAGGAAGAGCAGAUGAGGAGAUGA
Molecule: messenger RNA, 273 nt
Organism: Pyrenophora tritici-repentis Pt-1C-BFP
Lineage: Eukaryota; Fungi; Ascomycota; Dothideomycetes; Pleosporales; Pleosporaceae
Source: RefSeq, a predicted model, not a curated record